AUGGCUUGCUUGUGUGGAGAUGUAUCCAGCGUUAUAGAGAUGGCUUGCCUGGAUAAAGAUGUGGCUGAGAAUUUGGAACUGUUGAUCAGAGGACUUGUGCAGACAAAUCUGAAAACAUUUCAGAAUGCGUUUGAGGCUCAACAUUUCUGUUUCCUCGACUUCACCAUUCCAACAGUGCCCAGUUCGGCAGUUUCCAGUAUGUCUGCUGAAAGAGAACCAUCAAGCAUUGCACAUUCGCAGUCCAUGCCGGCUUUUACAUGUCAAAGCCUGCCAGAAGAAAUAGAUUUAUUUGACCGUCCACAAAGACGAGUAUUUGCUGAAAGAGAAUCAUUCAGCAAACGGUUUGGUGAAAGACCGCAAUGCAGUUCUUCAUUACCCAGUUUCAUUACAGUACCACCAACUGACUGCAAAAUAACUGUCAGCAAUGGAGACAUUACUAAGCAGAAGGCUACAGUUCUGGUGAAUGUGAUUACAAGUGAAUUUGACAUGAGGCGCACAGCAGUGUCCCGGGGAUUUUUUCAUUGUGGAGGAGGAGGUCUUUUAAAGGAAUUUAAAAAAGAAACAUCGGCCAAUCCACAGAAGAGGAUCUUUGUGACGUUUGGCUACGAUUUAAACUGUGACUAUGUCUAUCACAUUGUGCUUAACAAAUACGACCAUUCAAACUCUGCUGCAUCCAGACAGGAACUGAUAGAUAUCAUCGAUGAGUGUUUCACCCUUGCUAAGAAGUACAAGACCAAGUCGAUUGCCUUUCCAGCCGUUGGUUGUGGAGCGCUGUUCAAGUACUCCUCAUCAUUUGUGGCAUCCAGCCUUGUGGCUACAGCAAAACAAGCAGCCGCUGCUUCCAACAGUCUAAAGGUAGUGUCAUUUGUGAUUUAUGAUCAGCACAUCUACAACGAUUUUGUCAAGGAGUUAUCUUCCAUGACAUCAAGUGCAUAUGAAUCAGAAGCCGUACGUUCAUUUCCUCAAGCGUCGCAGAGAAAUCGAAAACCAUCCGAAGAAGUCAAAACAGCAAAAAUAACAGUUGUGGCCAAGACACGAGAUGUAUGUGUGACUGCAAAAAAAGCCUUGAUUAAAGAACUGCAGUCAAGAUUUCUACAUACCGAGUUUGUCCAGAAUGAGGGAAUCACAAAACUACCAUACACAGUACUCAAAGAACUCAAGACUCUUGCCGAGAAGAAAGGAAUAUUUAUAAAGUUCCCAGACUCGGGGAAGACCCAAGCAUACAAGAAGUCUGGCUUGAAAUUGAAAGGGGAAAAGGAAACAGUGAUUACUGUCAAAUCAAGAGUUCAGGAGAUACUACUAACGGAAAUGUCAAAAAAUAAAAAACAAACUUUUCGACGUAAGAAGCGAGGUGAUCCUGGCUUUAUUCAGGAUAUGGCAACAACAUCAGAUCAUCACGUCCCAAACUACUGGACAUAUUUCAAAUCGGAAAAGUCAAUUAAAGAUCACAUCCAAAGUAUAUUUACAUUUAAAAAAAAAAAGGAAUGGAGUCUGGAAGAUAUACAAGCAGGAUCAGAUAUCUAUAAUUCUGUUAGUGAUCUGGUCGUUAAAACAUGGAAAACAAAACUUGCUGGUCAGGGAAAGGAUGCCGCAAAUAUCCCUCCAGGAUCUGGUGUAAAGGUGGUCAAAGUCCAGAGACUAGAGAACCUGACUCUGUUCCAAGGAUACUGUCAACACAGAGCAAACCUUUUUGUAAAAGCUGUAAAGAAACCCAUAACACCUAUCAAGAGUCUACCCAAGUCUAAAGGUGAGGUGGAGACAACAGCCAUGGCUGCCAAACAUUUGAGACAAGAGAUCUAUGUGACAGAGAUUAACGAACAUUAUGUCUUUCAUGGUACAAGAGCUGACAGAAUUAAUGCCAUCUGUGAAAAGGGUUUAGACAGUCGAGUGGGAAAUGCAGAUGGAAUGUUUGGCCCUGGUGUCUAUGCUGCAGAGAGUUCCACCAAGUCAGAUCAGUAUGCAGAUGACAAGAGUGCAAGAAAACCUAAUGGAACAAACCUGUGUAUGAUUUUAUUACGUAUGGCAAUGGGAGAGCCAUUUGUGACCAACAACAAGAACUCACCCAAAUUCUGUCGGCCUCCCUGUAAGCACGCAGGCUGUGUACAAAAGGGCUGUCCACACGGAGACACUUACGAUUCGGUGCUGGGUGAUGGAAGUUGGAACUUCAGAGAAUUUGUUGUCUAUGACAGUAAUGUGACCUACCCUGAGUACAUCAUAACAUACCAGCGGGUUUAAUGAGUAAGAAGACCAAAAAAUGCAUGCCUCAAAACAUAUUUUAUUACCCACAUGGUUACAAAUAUCUUGUACGUAUCAAAGUGAUACGUCCCACUAGAAUGCCAAGUGGGACGUAACACUUUUGACGUCACACGAUGACGUCAUCAAUUAGCGCACUACAACCUUACAGAAACGUCAACGAAACAAGAUGAGUGACAUAAAUUAAGAUCGAUUAUGGGUAAUAAAUAGGAUAUUAAACUCGCUACCAUUUCGUAUCAUGUUUAUGUCACUCGUGAAAUAAUUUUCAUUGUCACUCGCUAAAGCUCAUGACAACUGAAAAUUAUUUCACUCGGGACAUAAACAUGAUACGAAAUGGAAGCUUGUUUAAUAUCCUAUAAUUAUGUAGCAAAUCUGGGGUACUGAGCUAAUUUAUUUUGUCAGUGUAGAUCUUUGUAUGUUUUGAUUGGGGUGUUCUGUACUAGGGUUUUUUAAUCACCAACAGCCUCACAAGAUUCAUAAGUUUACUUGGUGCCAGGAAAUAGUUAUGAUGUAUAUGGCAUUCAACUUAUUACCAUUAAUUGAACAUGGUUUUGAGAUUAACUUUAAUGCAAGAUAAAAACAAGUAACAUAAUACAGGUACUUAAAGAAUUUAUGCAGCUGUUUGUAGAAUAACAUUUUUGUUUUAAUUAUUCAGCAAUUAGACUGUAAAUGUGUAUACUUAAUGAUUUAUAUACCCACUAUUGAAAUAGAAGGUUAGUUUUAAUAAUGUAUGGCAUCUGCACCUUUAAAACCAGUUUAAAUACAGUGAAGAUAACUAACUUGAUGAAGUUUUGUGGGUAAGGGUGGGGAUAGGGUGAGGUGAGAAUUUUUGUGUAAUUGAGAUAAAUUAGAAAGGUCUCAUUCAGGGUUUAUGCUGUAGCUUUCAUUUUUAUGAGUUGUUUGUACCACAAUACUGAAAGCGUGAUACUGGUUCAAAUAACAUGGUGCCAUUGUUACCUAAUGCACACAUUCUAACAGUCUCACAUACAUCACAUCAUACAGUCCUUGCCUUUUGAAAAACAAAGGCGAGUGAAAAAUCGCACACCUCAAAACGUUUAUUAGAGUGAAAAAUCGCACUCAUCAAAAUGCUAAGGCGAGUGAAAAUCAAGCAUUUAU
Molecule: messenger RNA, 3369 nt
Organism: Gigantopelta aegis
Lineage: Eukaryota; Metazoa; Mollusca; Gastropoda; Neomphalida; Peltospiridae
Product: protein mono-ADP-ribosyltransferase PARP14-like
Exons: 10
Coding region: 1-2235 (744 amino acids)
Biological process (GO): negative regulation of gene expression
Cellular component (GO): nucleus; cytoplasm
Molecular function (GO): transcription corepressor activity; NAD+ poly-ADP-ribosyltransferase activity
Source: RefSeq, a predicted model, not a curated record